CAUGCUUCCCGGGCGGCGGUUCCCCGUCGGGCUCGGCCUCCUGCUCCUGCUGCUGCCGCUCCCGGGCGCGCCUGGGCGGCGCGGCGCGGGGCCGCCGUGGGAAGGCACCGACGAACCGCGUUCGGCCUGGGCCUGGCCCGGCUUCCAGCGCCUGCGGGAGCGGCUGCGGGCGGCCGGCGCCCUCUCCAAGCGGUACUGGGCGCUCCUCAGCUGCCAGGUGUGGCCGGACGGCUGCGAGGACGACGGGGAGGCAGCCGCGGGGGCCCCGGGCUGGAGCCUUCCCCUGUUGGGCCAGCAGUACCUCGACGUCCUGACCGCGUGGUACUGCAGCUUUCAGGACUGCUGCGACGGCGGGGACUGCAGGAUCUCCAACAACGUCACAGGCCUGGAGGCAGACCUGAAUGUGCGACUGCAUGGCCAGCACUUGGUCCAGAAGCUGAUCCCAAGAACAGUGAGGGACUACUUAGCGAGGCCCCGGCCAGACAAGGCCCUGGCCCUGUCGUUCCACGGCUGGUCUGGCACAGGCAAGAACUUCGUGGCACGGAUGCUGGCGGAGAACCUGUAUCGGGACGGGCUGAAGAGCGACUGUGUCAAGAUGUUCAUCGCCACGUUCCACUUUCCUCACUCCAAGUACGUGGACCUGUACAAGGAGCAGCUGCUGGGCCGGAUCCAGGAGACGCAGCAGCUCUGCCCCCAGCCCCUGUUCGUCUUCGACGAGGCUGAGAAGCUGCACCCGGGGCUGCUGGAGGUCCUUAGGCCACACUUGGAACGCCGGGCCCCUGAGGGCCAUGGGGCCAAGUCCCCGAGAACCAUCUUUCUUUUUCUCAGCAACCUUAGGGGCAACGUCCUCAAUGAGGUGGUCCUGAAUUUGCUAAAGGCUGGAUGGUCCCGGGAAGAAAUCACAGCGGAACACUUGGAGCCCCACCUCCACGCUGAGAUCGCGGGGUCCACAGACAGUGGCUUUGGCCGCAGCUGUCUGGUGAGGGACAACCUGAUUGACCACUUUGUCCCCUUCCUGCCGCUGGAGCGCCGCCACGUGCGCCUGUGCGUCCGGGACGCCUUCCUGAGCCAGGGGCUGCGGUACGCUGAGGAGGCGCUGGAUGAAGUCGCCGACAUGAUGGUGUACGUGCCCAGGGAGGAGCAGCUCUUCUCUUCUCAGGGCUGCAAAUCUGUUUCCCAGAGAAUUGCCUACUCCCUGCCGUGAAGGCUGGGUGACGC
Molecule: messenger RNA, 1218 nt
Organism: Propithecus coquereli (Coquerel's sifaka)
Lineage: Eukaryota; Metazoa; Chordata; Mammalia; Primates; Indriidae
Gene: TOR3A
Product: torsin family 3, member A
Exons: 6
Coding region: 2-1204 (400 amino acids)
Cellular component (GO): nuclear envelope; endoplasmic reticulum lumen
Molecular function (GO): ATP binding; ATP hydrolysis activity
Source: RefSeq, a predicted model, not a curated record